AUGAACUUAACAGUGGUGACCAGAGAGGUCUGUGGGGAAGCUUAUUUGAAAGGUUGCUGUCUUUACAAGUCAAAACCCAUCAGAGUGAAAGCAUGCCCAGGCAAUUAUUAUGUCUAUGAACUUGUAAAUCCAAUAUUUGGUUGUUCAGGAUACUGCACAGAUGUUAACACCAUUUCACAGGCGGUUUCUACUGAAAGUCCAGUUAUAAUCACUGAAUCCAGCCUCACAUUAAAUUAUGACCCGUGCAAUAACUACAACAUACUCGACAAUGGGAGAAGCACACUUAUUUACUGGCAUAUGUUUGGACCUGGAAGUGCACUUGAUGACAUUCCUGUAGAAUGGGACGGCUGGUAUCGACUCUUCAUGAAUGGCUUGAGUACUGAGAUGCCUGAGUGGUGUGCAUCAUUUAUGUCAUGUGGAGGUUUUAGUGGUCUGUGGCUUGGUGGAUCUCAUCCUCGUCUGGAAGAUGGAGUUGUUACUCGUGAAAUUUACGGCUCUCGAUAUGAUCAGUGCAGUUACUACAGAUCUGAACCAAUCCAAGUCAAAGCUUGUCCUGGAAAUUAUUAUGUCUACAAAUUUACCAGACCAACUGUUUCAAUCCCAGCUCCUAAAUACUGUGCAGUACCUUUCACCACCCCAAGUGUUGACCCCUGCUACACCUACACCAGUCUGGAUGAGCCUUGGAGAGCCACUGAUUAUUCUAACACAGGCGUGUGUGAUUAUAAUGUGGAGUGGAAUGGCUGGUACAGGAUGUUCUACAAUGGUCAAAAUACUCAGAUGCCAGAAUCAUGUGUUAAUCAAGGCAUGUGUGGGACGCAAUCCCCACUGUGGCUCAACGGCACUCACCCACAGCUGGAAGAUGGAGUGGUCAUCCGUCAGGUCUGUGCUUCCACAUGGAGUGGUUGUUGUGGUUACACAUCCCACCCUAUAAGAGUCAAAGCCUGUCCUGGAAAUUACUAUGUUUAUGAGUUUGUCAAACCAAUGUUUUGCUCAGUUUACUGUGUAGAUACCACAGGUCUUAAUGAGACAUCUACAACAGAGACAAUCCCACCCAUAGAUUCCUUAACUCUGCCCAUCACUAACACUGAUUGUUCUGAACUCAACUGCUCAGAGGAUGAGUGGUGUGGGAAGAAAAAUGGUGUCUAUGGCUGUUUAUGUAAUGACGACUUAUCUAGACCACAAUCUGACUCUUUUGACUUCUCAGAAAGCUGUGAAAGCAGCUCUGGCUCCAUGUCUGUGUCUCGCUGUCAGCUCUUUGAGGCUGGUUUUCCAGCUGACGUCUUACACCUCAAUGAUCCCAGCUGCAGAGGAACAGUCCGGAAUGGCAGAGUGGAAUUCCAUUUUGAUAAUGAUGAACAUAUCUGUGGCACAAAUCUUCUGGCCAACGGCACCCACUUCAUCUACAGUAACUAUAUUCUGGGGACACCGAGGUCAGAAGGUCUCAUCAGCAGAAAGAAAAUCCUCAAGCUUUCUUUCAGCUGUGCUUAUCCUCAAACACAAACACUUUCCAUGAAUGUGGAAAUCAAUCCACUGGAGAGCAUUGUGCACAAGACUCUUCCCGCUGGAGAAGGCAGAUAUCAGGUUCGGAUGAUUCCAUAUGAGGAUGAUGAGUUUACUCGGCCCUUCACUGGUAGAGUGGAUGCAGAGCUGGACCAGAAGAUGAAUGUGGAAGUGCGUGUCGAGGGGGUUGACAGCCGUCAGUUUGCUCUGGUGAUGGACACGUGUUGGGCUACACCUGUGAAUGAUCCUGAUUACAGUCUCCGCUGGGAUCUCAUCCUCACAGAGUGUCCCAAUCCAAAUGAUGACACAGUGGAGCUGCUGCAGAACGGCGUCUCGACAUCCAGCCGUUUCUCCUUCAGGAUGUUCAUCUUCACUGCAAACUCCACUAAACUUUACCUGCACUGCGCUGUUCACCUGUGCCUUCUGUCAAGCAACCGCUGCUCAACGGACUGUAACUCUGAACACCAGUGGAGAGAGCGCAGGUCUCUGGACUUCCAUGACAGUGCUUCCAUAUCCCUGGGUCCUCUGAUGUUGUCUGAAGGAAGCACAGAAAAAUGGAUACUAGAGCAAGUGAAGGCAUCGGAGGCUUCUCGUCUGUGUGCUUCUCUGAUGCUGUUACUUGCUCCUCUGAUGAGUUCCCUGAACCUCUUUUAG
Molecule: messenger RNA, 2154 nt
Organism: Carassius auratus (goldfish)
Lineage: Eukaryota; Metazoa; Chordata; Actinopteri; Cypriniformes; Cyprinidae
Product: pancreatic secretory granule membrane major glycoprotein GP2-like
Exons: 12
Coding region: 1-2154 (717 amino acids)
Source: RefSeq, a predicted model, not a curated record